UCUCUGGUCAUUAUCUUCCAGUUAUGUCUGGACGAGGCAAGCAGGGCGGCAAGGCUCGCGCCAAGGCCAAGACCCGCUCUUCGCGGGCCGGGCUGCAGUUCCCCGUGGGCCGCGUGCACCGCCUGCUCCGCAAGGGCAACUAUGCCGAGCGGGUGGGGGCCGGCGCGCCGGUGUACCUGGCGGCGGUGCUGGAGUACCUGACGGCCGAGAUCCUGGAGCUGGCGGGCAACGCGGCCCGCGACAACAAGAAGACGCGCAUCAUCCCGCGCCACCUGCAGCUGGCCAUCCGCAACGACGAGGAGCUCAACAAGCUGCUGGGCAAAGUCACCAUCGCGCAGGGCGGCGUCCUGCCCAACAUCCAGGCUGUGCUGCUGCCCAAGAAGACCGAGAGCCAUCACAAGGCCAAGGGCAAGUAAGCCCUCAAUAUCAACUUCUUCCAACCCAAAGGCUCUUUUCAGAGCCA
Messenger RNA from Diceros bicornis minor, 463 nucleotides. RefSeq names its product histone H2A type 1. Bases 24 to 416 code for a protein of 130 amino acids. Gene Ontology annotation, cellular component: nucleosome. Gene Ontology annotation, molecular function: protein heterodimerization activity; structural constituent of chromatin; DNA binding. The transcript has a single exon. Lineage: Eukaryota; Metazoa; Chordata; Mammalia; Perissodactyla; Rhinocerotidae. The record is from RefSeq and is a predicted model, not a curated record.